Messenger RNA from Heteronotia binoei (common prickly gecko), 6502 nucleotides. It is a transcript of the gene MSI2, whose product is annotated as musashi RNA binding protein 2. Gene Ontology annotation, cellular component: cytoplasm. The transcript has 14 exons. Gene Ontology annotation, molecular function: RNA binding. NCBI's taxonomy places the organism in Eukaryota, Metazoa, Chordata, Lepidosauria, Squamata, Gekkonidae. The coding region runs from base 50 to 1267 and encodes 405 amino acids. The record is from RefSeq and is a predicted model, not a curated record.
GGCUUCCCCUCGCGGCUGGCCAGCCUGCCUCUCCCCCUUGUGCGCAGCCAUGGAGGCGGACGGCAGCCAGGCCAUCUCCGGCAGCCCCAACGACUCGCAGCACGACCCCGGCAAAAUGUUCAUCGGCGGCCUGAGCUGGCAGACCUCGCCAGAUAACCUUAGAGACUAUUUUAGCAAAUUCGGAGACAUUAGAGAAUGUAUGGUGAUGCGAGACCCAACUACAAAACGUUCCAGAGGCUUUGGUUUUGUUACAUUUGCAGAUCCGGCAAGUGUAGAUAAAGUAUUAGCUCAACCUCAUCAUGAAUUAGAUUCCAAGACGAUUGAUCCUAAAGUUGCAUUUCCCCGACGAGCUCAACCUAAGAUGGUCACGAGAACAAAGAAAAUAUUUGUAGGUGGAUUAUCUGCCAAUACAGUAGUGGAAGAUGUAAAGCAAUACUUUGAGCAGUUUGGCAAGGUGGAGGAUGCCAUGCUUAUGUUUGACAAGACCACCAACAGACACAGAGGUUUUGGCUUUGUAACUUUUGAGAAUGAAGAUGUGGUCGAAAAAGUCUGUGAAAUCCAUUUUCAUGAAAUCAAUAAUAAAAUGGUGGAAUGUAAGAAAGCACAACCUAAAGAAGUGAUGUUUCCACCAGGGACGAGAGGAAGGGCUCGAGGAUUACCAUAUACCAUGGAUGCUUUUAUGCUAGGGAUGGGAAUGUUGGGUUACCCAAAUUUUGUUGCGACCUAUGGCCGAGGAUACCCUGGAUUUGCCCCCAGUUACAGUUAUCAGUUCCCAGGUUUUCCAGCAGCAGCCUAUGGACCAGUAGCGGCGGCAGCAGUGGCAGCAGCGAGAGGAUCAGGGAUCCCUGAUUACGGUUUCUAUUCUCCGCCCGGUGACCAACGGGCUCCGUUAUCGUACGCGGACUAUGGUUCCAUGGGGCCUCGGGUGGCUCAGAUGCUUCGCAGCGAGCACCCUGCUUCAGCGAGUAACUCCCCCCUCCACCACCUUCCCAGCCCGGAUCAAUUUAAGAGCCCAGUCUUGAAUAGCUACAGUGCUCAACCGAAUUUUGGCGCACCCGCUUCCCCGGCAGGCUCCAACCCAGCCCGGCCAGGAGGAUUUCCAGGGGCAAACAGCCCGGGGCCCGUCGCAGAUCUCUACGGUACAGCCAGUCAAGACUCCGGUGUUGGUAACUACAUAAGUGCUGCCAGCCCUCAGCCUGGCUCGGGCUUUGGGCACGGAAUUGCUAGUAUAUCUGGAUGUCCAGGCAAAACAGGGAGAAGUUUCUGAAUGGUCCCAAGUUUAGGUGAUCCAUCAUCAGACUUUGAACAUUACAUCAUCACCAAAUAACCAACCCAAACGGGAGGCGGCACUCAGCGGACUUGGCGGUCCACAUCUCUUAUCAUCUCAUGAAUCUGCUGUGCUAUACAGAAGAACAGCUUUUUAAAAAAUGUGUAUAUAUAAUCCAUUUGUUCAUUUUAUUAUUUUCUUCUUGAUGGGUUCUUUUUUCCCUUUUAAAAUUAUUUUAAUCACUUUUUGUAGUAUUUUGACAUAGGCUUGUAGUCAUGUAGGUUACUUUGUGUAUUUAGGAAAAACCUAACCAUAAUAUAACUGUUUAUAUAUUAAGGGUUUCUUUGCUUUGCUUUUUAAUUUUUUUCCUUUUUUUCUGCCAUUUUAAGUAAUUUUGUUGCUUAAUAAGGAACCUGAGAUGGUAACACAAUUCUCAGUUAAUUGGUACCAAUUCUGAAGCUGAAAAAAGCCUUUUCAGGUGGAAUUUAGCACACACUGAACUUAGAAGUAGAGCAAACACAAGUGAGCAGAAAUAUUCUAUUUUAUGCUGUCUGGGGAAUGGGAGGCUGGCUCAGUAGCAGGGUCUCUAGCAGUUCUUUAUCUUAGUUAACCUAAUUAUAUCUAUUUUCGGCAAUAAGGUAAGGACAACAAAGUUUUUUGUGUCCUUUUUCUAUAAGUGCAUUUUUUUUGUUGAAAAAGAGGUGAUAUAAGGUUUUUUGAAAUUGUGAAUUCUGAAAAAAAUACUGUAAAUACAAUUCCAUUAACUUACGUAUGAAAUAUUAACAAAAGGAGAGAGAGAAAUGCAUAAUAUUUUUGUGAUGGAGUCAGACUUAGGCAGUUUCUGAACGGAAUGAAUAGAAAAUAAUAACGAUUUGGGGAGCAUAAUUCAGCAGGAACUGUCUCUUCUACGUUUCCUUUGAAAUGAAUGGAAGAGGUGCCCGUGUUGUGCCCACUCACUUGUGCUGGCACAUGCACAGGCAAAAGUUCGGAUGGGUUGUGCCCUGACAUUUUAAACAUUAAGAUCAACUGCCAGAGCUGGCCCAUAGCAGUUAGAUCAACACUGUUUCGCUUGCUCUGUAGAGGUUAGACCUUAUAACUGUUCUAGCGUCAUACCAGCAUAUUUAACUAGACACCUGUGCACAGCUUAACAAGUAACAGUCUAGUUACAUUUUAAUUUAAAAAAAAAUCUGCUUUUCCCGUGACUGAUAAAACUACAAUUUUAAUAUUUAAAAGGUAUUUAAAGUUUCAAGCACACUUGUUUUUAGCCAUUAUUUAGAUCACCUGACUGUCCUGCCAUUUCAGCUGCACCCCUCCCCCCUGCAGUGCACUGACCAAGACAAGAGUGGUCUUGGGUGCUCCCAAGCUGUGGAGGGGGGGGGCUUGUUAAAGCUUGCAUCCUCUCACCUUGUAUCCAUCCUUUCCUAUAUUCACAGAUUAGGGAAAGCAAAGGGUUUUUAAAAUUUUGUUCUUAAUACCUCAGUGCUACAAGUUAUCACCCUAGAUGCAAGAGAAGAUUUUAAUUUAUUGUAGAUGAGAACAGAAUGAAAAAAAAAUGUAUAAAACAUCAUUGCACUGUGACUGGUAGGGAGAACUGACAGUUUCCUAUUUGCACAUGUUUAAUGUUUGGCUGUUAUCUCUAUGGUCCUCUGCUGUGGAGGAGACUUAUGAAGGAUAUUUUUUAAUUUAAUUUUUUAAAAUAUGGGUCAAUAGGCCGGCAACAGCAACUUGUACAACACAGUAGGUGAUAUUACAAGCAUAACUAUAGUGUGGAUAUAUUCUUUUUUUUUAACAUUAAUAUUGACAAGUUUUAUUAAUAUUUUUUUAAAUUGUUACGUUUAUAAAUUUGGUACUCUAGGUACAGCCAGAAUAAGACACUGAAUGCGACAUUUGUUAAGAGAGAAAAAAAAUCGCUGCUGCACUCCUAUUUUUGUAAACUUUACUAACGAGUAGGCUAACAUAGGCAUCCAGUAGACAAUGUAGAGCAAGGCAUCCGUAACACUCACCGAAGGCACCAUAAUGCUAACUGAAGGGAGGGGGAACCUUCCUUUCCCUUGUUUUUAAAAUAAACAAAGCAAAUCAUUGGGAGGGUUGAUUAUCAUAUUAAUGUUUUAGGUUUUUAUUUUCGUAUUUCAAAACAACCAGGUUUAAAAACCAGAAUGCUGGACGCUUUUUAAAAUGUUGAGAUUUGAUCAAGUAAUACAUUAAAAGACAAAAAAAAAAAAAAAACCAGCAACAAAACCCCCAGUUCUUCAAUAUAAAUUAACUGCAAACAAAAAUUCUCUGAGAGACAGUGUGUAUUUUUUACAAAGCAGGGAAUUUAUUGACUACUCUUUAAUUAAGGUAGAUGACAUCACAAGUACCACCACCAGGAACUAGUCUGGCGGAAGCCCAAUUCCAAUGGCUGAGAGUCCCACCCAUCCCCCAGGCUCUGAAAGGCUCCCAUUCAUUUUAAUGGGGUUUCCAGGGGGGAAAGUUCUGGGGAAAUUUGUGCCUGUACUGUAUACUACCACGUGUUCCUCCUCCUCCUCCUCUUUCAUUCCCUGUCACCUCAUAGAAGAUUCUUUGUUGAUCAUUGUUGUAUGUUAAUAAUGUAUAAAAUGACUAUCUUGUAAGAGUACUGUCCUGAUGCAAGUGUAGUGACACCCCCCACCCCCGCCCUUCUCUUUUCUUCCUCUUCUAGUACAUAUUGGUAGUUGUAUCGUAAUUAAGGUUAAAUACAUAGAUGUAGUUAUUCAGAUUUAGGACCAGUAAGGAUAGAACUUUCUCUUAUUUAAGACAAAACAAUUGCUGAUAAUUUCAGGCAGGGUUUUUAAAAAUAAUAAUUUAAAUUUCGUUUGUUUGUUUGUUUUUCUUUCUGCUGAUCUCAUGUGGUUUCCACUAACCAAAGCUCUCACAACAUUUGACAGCAACUGCUGGCGACGCUCGUGCAGCAUCCUGUCGAUCCCCCGCCCGUCGACUCGUAUAAAGAGGGCGUGCCAUACUACCUUAAAUGCUAACGCUAGAUAUGCAAAACUGGGUUUUUUUAAUUUAUUUUUUAAAAUAAAAAAGAGGGAGGCAUGGUAUAAUAGAAUGAUUUUACAAAGAGAAAAAUAUUUUUUUAAAAAAAAGAGUGCUCAGAAGAAAAUUGCUAUCCUGUGUGAAUAUGUUUUAGAUGUUUCUAUACUUUUGGAAAAGCCCCAGCAGCCCCUAGGCCAACUCUGGUGGAACCUGGUCUGUUUCUGGAGUGGCUUCCUGGACGAAGGCUCAUUUUUGUUCCCUCACUCAUCUAGAAAUCCAUUUGGAAGGACUGAGAUUGGUUUCGUUUCGGAAAUCAAUUUUAGCAUGGAAGGCUCAGCUCUCUCUUGAUUUUAGUCAAGCCAGCAGGUCAAAGGCUUCAGACCAGCAUCUCAUUUUGUUCCAAACUUCCCCUUAUAAAUAUUGCCUUGGAGUUAGCAGAAAACCAAAACAGUUGAGCUGGAUGGUGCAAACAGGGAUUGACAAGCACCAUGGAUGUGGGGAGAGGUCUGUAGUAUCUAACCCCAGAUACUUUGCACGCCUCCAUGGAGAGCGCUGGGAACGCUGUUUUGUGAAACCCAGGUGUGCCAUGAAACGCGAUGGGAUCUUUCCCUCUUUGUUUCAUAGGAACUGGGAUUUCAGAUGGGCCUGAAAGCUUGGAACGGUCUUAGGCACACUUCUUUCUUGUUUGGUUUGUUUGCAGCUGACCUGAACAGGGCCAUAUUUUUUUCCCUGCAGGAGAAUGGAGUUUUCCCCCCUUAGUCUCCUGCUUGCUUAUCCUCCCAAAGGGAACACACACACACACAAAUCCAAUCUUAAGUCAAAAUUGACUUGAUUAAAAUGAAGAGCAACCUGUUCCUUUUGUUUUCUAUUCUGCAUAUUGUUCAUUUUAAUUUUAAUUUGUAGCUUGGACUUUAAGGUAGCAUGGCUCUGUGGCUGUUCAUUCUUCCCCUUGUACAGCAGUAGAUACACAAGCUGAUGAAUGUCAUACAUCACACUAGGCUAGUCAAAUCAUUGGGUAAUUGUUGGUAAUAAGAAGGACCUGAAAGGUGUACCAGCGUUUGUUUUCCUCUCUUCUCCACCUCAGCGCAGCUCUUUUGACCCCGAGUGUGAAUGAGGGCGAGUGCCUCCAACCACCACCACCAUCCUGUCUCAUUUGCCACCCAAUUCAAUGCAACACAAAGCAAGACUAAAGCAAUAUAGUUUACGACCUGUUUCUUGAAGGUCAGCCAUGGUUGUGUAUUAUAUAUUGCAUAUGAAAUUGUUUACAAAAACACUAACUACUUAUUUUUUACUCUGGGGUGUAUUUGUUUUGAAUGGUUUCCUUUUUGUUUUGUGUUUGGGUUGUUUCUUUGUAUUCUGAAAAGCAAAAUGGUUGGAAAAGCAAACUGAAGCUGGUCUAACUAUGUUUUGAGUGACGGGGGCCUUAGACACGCCGGCAGAUUCCCCCAAAUCUGCAUCAACACACUGUAGAGUUUCAUAAGUGUGCAGAAUCCAAUUCCAGUCCAUUUCUUUAUGUGUGCAAACACUACAUGGGAUUCUGCAAGCGAAGCAAUACUUUAAUACUGUAAUAAAAAUUACCAAAAACGUUAAAAAGGAGUUAAAAAUCAAAGUGAUCUGUUCACCAGUUACCAAACAAUCAGAAUGUAUUGUCUUGAUAGAAUUUUUGUCUCAGACAAAAAAAGAAAAACCGAAGUCCCCCAUGCCCUAUUAACUGUGUUCUGUACAUGCACCAACUCCACCACUUGUGUGGGACGUGUCAUUCUGAAUCCUCGCAGUCGCAAAGACUCCUCCCACUGUCUCUGUUGUACACGUUUUCUGAACUCCAUCGUAACCCAAUGCAAAGUUUCAGCGUUUCAGGUGGUUCUCAAUGUACUUACUCAACAAUGACACAGUGGCCAAGCCUAGCCCCUUUCCUUUUCUAUUUUAGUAUGAAACUGAUGCGAACUUUGGUAGUGACUUUUUAUAUACAUAUAUAAAUAUAUAUAUACAUACAUAUAUAUAUAUACGUGUAUCUAUAUAUAUCAAGCAUCUUUCAGGUCUCUGUGUAUGGCUUUCCGAAGCCCUGUUGUAAAAUACUACAUGGAUGGGGGUCUCUCACAUCACAGAUGUGGAAAGUAUAAUUUUAUAUUUGUAUUUUCAAAUAAAUAAGUUUGUGAAAGGUUUCCAUCCUCUACUGUGGUCCAGAAAAUCAGUGUGUUUGUCUCAAAAAAAUAAAAAAUAAAAAAAAUCUGUUUUGAA